Knipowitschia caucasica is the source of this 324-nucleotide messenger RNA. Lineage: Eukaryota; Metazoa; Chordata; Actinopteri; Gobiiformes; Gobiidae. The record is from the annotation of a GenBank genome assembly.
AUGGACAAAAAGCUCUUGGCCGUCCCCGCGGCGAACACGGUGAAGUUUCGGUGUGCGGCCGCUGGGAACCCGAUGCCCACGAUCCACUGGCUCAAGAACGGAAAGGAGUUCAAGGGAGAGCAGAGGAUGGGCGGCAUCAAGAAGGGCGUGUGGUCAGGUCCCGUCACAAAGUCAGAAAUCACAGCCGCUCCGUUCUCCCCUUUCUCCACGCCUGUCACUCUCACGCGAUCUUGUCACUUGGAGCUGGAAGCACCGUCACCUUGGCGACCCCGUGGGGAGGCGGGGCAUCAGGAGGCCAUUGUGGCGCUGUCAGGAACCAUGUGA